Aplysia californica (California sea hare) is the source of this 2679-nucleotide messenger RNA. RefSeq lists its product as uncharacterized. Gene Ontology annotation, cellular component: cytoplasm; actin cytoskeleton. Gene Ontology annotation, biological process: actin filament polymerization. Lineage: Eukaryota; Metazoa; Mollusca; Gastropoda; Aplysiida; Aplysiidae. Gene Ontology annotation, molecular function: protein binding. The record is from RefSeq and is a predicted model, not a curated record.
AAGGAAGUCAAUCAACAAUAAUCUGUAGACGUCCGUCGUAGCAGUAGACACUGCUCCACUGAGUCGAAGUCACCAGUAACCGUUUGUUUUUGUUUACUCUGCUGAUUAGACCUGGCCUAAAAAUGGCCUGCGACAUGCCAUGUAUGUCGUACAUGGCUCUGUAUGUCAUUUCGAUGCACAUUGUCAACAGUAAUAGCCGGUCUAGUUCGAGUUCUACUCACUGGAAACUGAAUCUGUCAGCAGGCAAGGUAGAGCAAGCCAGUGCAGAGACAGACAGAACCAAUGGCUCGGAGAAGGUCAACAACCACAGCAGAAGCAGCGAAGUCAGCGGCCACAACAACUCGUCCAACAGUACGGGUCGCCUUAAGGGUCAGAAAGAGGAUUUUGAAGAGAAGAUGAUGGACAUUUUAACCAACAAAGUGAUGUCGGAGGGAGACUGGGUCGUUGCUCCGCCUCAGUUGGAUGUUAAUGUUAUUGAUGUUGAUCCUGAAUACUCUGUUCCAAACUGUGAUACUUCUUCCAAAAACUGCAAGGAGAAAGAUUUAAAGCAAAGAUCAAAAACCUCAUCAGAAUCCAUCAAUACGAAAUCAGAAUCAACAAAGAAACUGAAGCCUUUGUCUUGUGGCAAAAAAGUGAAUGCCACGCUUUAUGACCACUUAAGAGGCGUGUCAGAAAGACAUUUACACUCCAACAUUCCGGAGCCAGAUGUUGCCAUGGUUUUCAAAAACAGCGGCAAGUCCUCGGAGGUAGACAUGAAAGAGCUGGAACAGAAGCUGAGGAAAGCUAAAAAAGACAUAGAAAAGGCUGGACCUAGUCAAUAUCUCGACGACGCUAUUUUCCUGGCGCGCCGGUCGCUCCACCUGCAGGCAGCAGGAGACAACUCUUGGCUGCAGCACUACACACUGGGAGAGAUCCUCAAGUCAUACGGCCACAGCCAGGAGGCGGCCAUGCAUUUCCACCAGGCCUUAGAGCUCAACCCUGGCUUCCAGCCCGCCAAAUCCCACCUGCGGGACCUGGACACGGAGCCGUGCCCGUCGGUGACCCACCUCACCCUCUUCAUCAUCCUCUUCCUGGUGGUCGGCGUGCUUUUCGGCGUGGUCACUUCCAUCGAGACAAACUUUCAGGACUCAGGCUCUCAAGACGGCUCCAAAUUACAGCAGCGACAUUUUAACCGGGCGAUGGCGAUGAGGUCUAUUAAGCUGGGGAUAAACCCGCGUCUGUGCCGGCUGAGAAGGGCGGCCAACUCUUAAGAUUAUUUUUGUGUGUUUUUGGACAGGACGUUAAACAGCAAACCACCACUUACAUACACGCUUAUCUUGUCUCCAGUCCAAGCUGUGGGAAAAAAAACCUGUGAAAAUGCGCCCCCCGCUCCCUCCACACUAUUGAAAUGUCAGCGUAUAUAUUUGUCAAAAAUAGGCCUUUUCAUAAAUCUCUUGUCGUGGGUUCCAGAUUUUUAAAUUUCCUCAGAAAAAUAGUUUUUUUUUAGAUUUGUUUCUUGGUUACUAAUGUUGUAUAAGGUCCUUUUUAAAAAAAAAAGGAUUAUACCUCUCUGUGGUUUAUUUUCCUUGCGUUUUUGUCAUGCUCGUUGUAGACGCCUAGGCUCGCUUUUAUUGAACUGUGCUCCUUCUUUGUAGAAACUGGUAUCAACACGUGGAGAAGAUGUGUAGCACGGUCUGUUUUUACCUCCUGGAAUAUGUUUACUAGCUGUUUAUUGGGGUGUGGGGAGUGUUUCUGUCCGUAUUGAUGGUGUGGGGCACAGAUGGGCCCUUCCCAAGAAGCUUAUUUGACAAGUGAGGCGAACAAAAUUUCAAAAUUAAACUAUCUUAGACCUUUUAAACUCAAAUUUUACAUAAAUAAAUAGAAUAACAUUUGAAAGACACUAGAUACACAACGUUAUACCGAUGAUGUAUUUGACCCUGUUUCUGACAGGAUAAAUAAUCAGGAUUUGGAAAGUUUUGGAGUUGCCCAUUUAUGCCUGACACCAUCUGUAUAUCUCUUGCACAUUCUUCGUAUUGUUUUGGAAAGGUAUUUCAUUAAAGGGUGUAGAGGUGUUAAGUGUAGAUUGCUAGAAUCUGUUGGAACUGUUUUAUGAAUUUCCCGACAUCUAUGUUGCUCCGUGAUCCAUCAUCUCAGAUCUGACAGACUGCUUGCCUGCAGGCAGGCAGGCUGGGUUUUCUUUUUAUUUUGCACCUUGACGUGUGUCUGCCUGUUGAUCUGUACAUCUGUCUGUGUCUGGUACUUUUGUGUCGAUUUUCUUUUUAUACUUAAGAACAAGGAUAACUGUCGCAAUGCGGGUUGUUGGAGGGUGCUGCUGGUGGGAAGUUCUUUUUUUCCCCCCCCCGCUGUUGUUUCUGUCUGUCUGUCUUUCUUUUUCCCUGUACUGAAUGACUGUUGUUAUAUAUAUUGAUGCUCUAUGAAAUUGUCGAGUUAGAUAAAAGGGUGUUGGAUUCAAUAGGAGCUGGCAUUAGCAGAUUCUGUUGUGUGUCCACGCUGUUUUGUGCAAUGAUUUUUCACGCUUUUGUCUGCAAACAGUUCAAGUAAAAUAGUACAAAAAUAGGUAGCACUUUAUUGAUCCCUGUGGAGAAAUUUGAGUUAACAAUGGCAAACAUACAUACUUAAAACAUAAGCUAACCCACAAAUAUACCUACUAAGAAUGUCAAAUACGCCAAUUCAGAAAAU